GUCAGUGAGUCAGGCACAUCGAGAGAAUCCAAGCAGGACAGACGAGAAAUGAACUAUCUAAUGACUUGCUACAUCUGAGUACAUUCUCAAAUACCCUGCAGUCGAGACCCAUGAAUAAGGAUUGCAUUAUUUUUUUCCCCCAACCUUGGCAAAUCUGGCAAUAAUUUUGUCUGCCUUGACACAUUUGUGUAGAUUUGAUAUGCUUGCUUUUAAUUGGCAUUCAUUGGUUUCGUUUCACUCCUGAUUUUUGUUAAUUAUCUGGAAUGUGAGUUGCACGUCUCAGCGUUUCAUUGCAUCGAAAUCAAAUUGUGCAUGUGGAAUUACUAGGAAGCACGACGAAAGAAACAGCAGGAGAACUGGAGGAGAGAAAGAAGAAACAUAUCUCCAGCAUCAACAUGUUCUUCUGAAGAUGGGACUGUGCGAAGCGAGGACAAGCUCACCUAUUUCAAACCAUCAUCCAUCUGCCACCGUGCUCUGAUGAUCACAUUUCCUUCUUAAUCCGGAAAACCAAAAUAGAGUUGGAGUGAAAAGAGAACGGGAAAACUAAGUCCAGCCUUAAAGCAGCACGAAUUUAUUGGGAAAGUAAACUCUUGCAGCAACAAAACGACUCUGGAAAUUGAUUUUGGAGCUGAGUUGAAGCCACGAAUUUCCAUGCAGGCUCCCAAAACACGUUGUCUCCACACUCAUUGACGGAUUCACCUAUAUAGUCCACUGGGCUGAAGCACAUUCAGAGUCCAGAGCUCCUCCAACCUCUGGGAGAAGAUCCCACAGAUCUUUGAUGAGAGUAAAUAGAUUUGAAAUGGCGAGUUGGCGCUGUGGAAAUGGAUUGGGAAUUCUGCUGAUGUUCUUAGUGGAUUUACUCGGGAUCACGGCGACCAACAUGGAGCCCAUCUACUGGAAUUCCUUGAACAAAAGGUUUAUUGAUGACAAGGGUUAUGUCCUGUACCCUCAGAUCGGGGAUCGCUUAGAUCUCAUUUGUCCAGCAUCAGAACCCCCUGGCCCCCGGGCCCCCGCCGAGUAUGAGUACUAUAAACUGUACCUGGUGUCUUCACGGGAACAGGCAGACAGGUGUGAAGUGACCGGGGCCCCAAAUCUGCUGCUCACCUGCGAUAAACCCAACAAUGACAUGCGUUUCACCAUCAAGUUUCAGGAGUACUCGCCAAACCUGUGGGGCCAUGAAUUUAAAACCAAUCAGGACUACUUCAUCAUCGCUACAUCAGACGGGACGCGUCAGGGACUGGAGAGCAUGAGAGGAGGAGUUUGUGCUACACAGGGCAUGAAGGUGGUGCUGAAAGUGGGACAGAGUCCAUAUGGCCUCCCAGCCAAGCCCCCCAAAGCCGACCCAGCGGGCCGUAUCAACAACCCAAAUCCAGGUGCUGGAAACAACACACAUCCCAAAAUUCCCCCUAGAGAAUCGGGUGGAGAAAAUGGUCCCCUCCCUCCCUCCAACAUUGCCGUUAUCGCGGGUGCAGCCGGAGGUUCUGCUUUCCUCCUUCUCGUCACUGCUGUGAUCUGCGUGGUGUGUUACCGACGACGACAUGCCAAACAUUCCGAAUCGCACCACCCUCCCCUUUCCCUCUCCUCCCUGACAUCACCCAAACGAGGUUGUGGCGGGGGCGGAGGAGGCGGCAACAACAAUGGCUCGGAACCUAGUGACAUCAUCAUCCCACUGCGGACUUCUGACUCCGCCUACUGCCCGCACUAUGAGAAAGUCAGCGGGGACUAUGGCCAUCCAGUCUACAUCGUACAGGAGAUGCCCCCUCAGAGCCCUGCCAACAUCUACUAUAAAGUAUGAGAACCAGAGACGACCUUAACAAGACCACACCAACCUUAAUGACUACCUAAAACCCACCCCUAGCCCCGACCCAGCAGUUCACCAUGUGACUGCGGAAUUCUGAGUCCCUUGUAGAUCAGAUUAUUUUACCUUCACACACAUUUCUCCAACACAGACUGUGUGGGGUCAGGUGUGUGUGUUAUCAUUCCAUGCAACUCCCCCCGACUUUGGCCUUUUGUUAGAGAGAGGAUGUCCUGAUGUGAGGGCCUCCUUCUCUCUAUCCUCCCACAGGGAGAAGUUCAUAAAGCUAAAGAAGACCUCCUGGAAUGAUUCAGCCAACUGAGUAAACAUGAAAACUCCUUGUUUUAUUGGAGGAAUUCUGAAGCACAAGCAUCGAAACUUUGUCUUUUCUGAUGUACUUGAAAAUCAAAUAAAAUAAACCAACAAAAAAGAAAAGAAAACUCAACUUGUUUAAACCUAGAAAGACUUCAUGUGAACUUGGACUUUUAAUGCUACAUUUACUCACAAAUAGCAGUCUAGCUUGUGUUACUACUUCUCUGUCGAGGGGAGGGGCCAUUGAUUCAGCUAAUCGGCACACAGGGCUGCAGUCACCUGAUCUAGGACCCAUGUGUUUGAUUGGUGGAGUCUUAUUGGCAUGGAGAAUCUUGUAUAUUUUAAUAACGUGUGUAUUUUGUGAGUGUGUAGGAUAAAGAUUCCGACACUGCUGUUGCACAUGUUGCAACUAGUGUGCUUCAGUAAAACUUGCGAGUGUUUGUGUGAGUGUGAAUCAGUGCGCGUCUGAGUACAGUGUUAGCGUGAACAUGGGUAUGCGUGUUUGUUAGACUGUUUUAAAACCAAAACACAAAAUACGAGCGAACAUCAAAAAGUGUUUUUAUCGUUUUCAACACAUAGACUAUAAUUAUAUAUGAAUACUCAGUAAAUAAUUAUUUUUUUUUCCCAAUGUAGUUACUGUUCCUUUGCUAGGCCUAAUUUUUAUUAAAGAAAAAUUAUGACAUGCUGACCUUGUUUCUUCCCCUUUUGAGUUGUAAAUUAAUUUUAAUACUUUUAUUCUGUUGCAGAAACCGAGUUUGAUUGGUUCUGUUUCUCCCCUCAUUUUCCUCUUUCCCAGGAGUCCUCCACUCUACACAUAUAUUUUUAUAGCUCCUUGUACUCUGAUAUAGUUUUGAAGAUAGACCUCGUUUGUGAACGUGUUGAGGUAGAACAAUCUGAGUUUUUUAUUAUUAUUAUUAUUAUUAUUUUUAAAGGCGCUUUUUUUAACAAAAAGGGGAAAAAAAUAGAAAGGAGGGAAGAAUUCGAGGGGGUGAAUUAAAAAAGAAUGCAUUCUCUGCCUGUUGGGAAAGCAAACGAAUGAGCAAGGAAACUUUUAGAAAGACUAUGAAAGAAUUGCACAUUAAAAGAAAAAAUAAAUAGGGGUAGGAGUUGGGGGGAGAGAAAAAAGUUGUUUGAAGGAGGAUAGAGAGAGAGGGAGUGUAGCAAAGGAGAGAGGAAUGGAGAGAGAUAGGAAAGGUUUUUAAUAAACUCUUGGAAGAGCUCGUCUGAAACGGUGGAGGAGGCAGAUGUGAGCACGGCGGUGUUCUGAGGUAGGGAGACAGACGGAUGAGGGGAAGAAAAAACUCAUUCUCUCUGAUGGACAACAGGAUAGAUGGACACUCAGAAUUACUCUCUUACAGAUACUCAGUGCUCUUUUUUGUUCAUGCAAAGUGAAGUGGAAAUAUUUAAAGUCUCAUUUCAAAUUCUUGAGAAUCUCCGAACACGUCUCAAUAUAAUGCAGAUGUGAGCACACACACACACACACACUCGGAGAAAGACUCAAUGGCUGUGGCACACAAAAAAAGCUUUUGUAAAGAGAAACAGUCACACGCACAGACCGAAUACACAGUCAAAAGCCAUUCUGAUUGGCCAUAUAUGCUAGUUACCUCAACAAAUAGAGUCUGAUUAGCAUCACUCUUAAUUUCACACUUAUAAUAUCUCUCUUUCUUUCACACACACACACACACACACACACACACACACACACACACACACACACACACACACACACACACACACACACACACACACACACACACACACACACACACACACACACACACACACACACACACACACACACACACACACACAAUCAUGCAUCUCUGUUAGUGCCAAUCUCUCUUAAGCCCAAAACACACUCUACACAAGUACAUGAACACAAACACGUCCAGCACCGCAAGCUCGAUUUCAUGCAUUGUUGCAUUCUGAAUGUUUCUUUAUGAGUUGCAUUCUCAGUAUGGCCACAACUAUAGCAGGCAUUAGCAUAAAAAAUAUCUCCUUCUAUGGUUGGUUGUCUUUCAGGUCAAUUGAUUUGGCUGAGCAGCAGUUGUUAUCUUCCCAUAUAAUAACACUUACAUUACAGAAUGCAAGUUAUGUAUGUACAAUGGGACUGCGCAUUUGUAUUUGCAAUGUAUUGCCAAACAUUUGCAUCUGCAUUUCCGUACAUGCAGGAAGUACGUUUCUGGCCUUAACAGUGUUCUGAGUGUGCUUAAGUGAGUGUUCUACACUACCAUUGUGUGUGUGUCUGUAUGCCUGUAGAGGAAUGUUAGAUGGUAGCAAUGAAAUACACUGCAUACACACUCAAAAAAAUAACAAGCCAUUCAUACCCAAAUAUGUUGGUAGUCUUACUUUGCAGAUGUGUUUUGUGACUGACGCUGAGUCUGAACAAUCUGUUACUGUUUUCAAUCUGCCUAUAAAGCCUAAUUAUCUCUCUUUCAAAAACAUUUCGUUUUGUAUCACUCUGCUGUUUUCCUGUCACACUGAUGUUUUCUCUUACACAACAAUUGGAUUUUGUUACUUCAAUAUCAAGUUGCCUAAAAUGUGGAAGUGUUAUGUUUGUUCAGCACUGUUGUAUUUGUGGGCUGUUUCUUACAUAUUUAAACGUUCAAUUUUGGUUAUUUCCAAAUUAUGUUAAAGAUACUAAAACAAUCUGUGUAAGCCAUGUCUCUGACCCUGUGCACAUGGACUUGAAUACGUGUGCGUAUGCGUGCAGAUGUGUGUGUAUGUGUGUGUGUGUGUUUGUGGGCAUGUCCAAAACACACAACUGAGAAGCUGUGGACAUCGUUCAAUGACAGACCGACGUGGAGGGAAGUGUUUGCAGGUGCUGUUGAGUUUAAACGAAACAGCUACAUCACAGAGGACACAUGAGGACACACAAACACUCUCUGCCCACCAUCGUCCCUAUUUUGGGUCUUGUUUAUCGAACAUCUGGCCUCAGAAAGGUUCAUCUUCUGUCUUUUCCAUUGAACAGUUCUUUGUGCACUUGCUUUCACCAUGAACGCUGGGACUAGUAUACUGUACGCAGAUAAAAGCGGGGGACGAACCACAAAAUGUAUAUUUUUUAGAGAACGCUUCAGUGUGUGUAUGUGUUUCUCUGUGCCAAUAGCCAGUGGGUGGUGGCCAUUUUAAAGAGCUCCAUUCCUCUCCAGUGAUGUGUUCAGAUGUUUGUAAAACACCAUGUUUGUGUGCAAUGUUUUCUUUUCUGUGCCCAUUCCUCCAUCUUCCUCCCUUUCCACUCUCUUGAUUUCCCUCCUGCAUACAUGCCGUUUAAAAGGGUUAAACAACUAAUACAUUCCUUUGAAGAAAUGUUGAUUAAAAACACACACACAAUUUUUUUUAAGCUGCAUUCUUUGAUCUUUCAAGUGCUAUUUAUAUGUGAUUGUGCUUGUAUGCAUAGAAUUACACUGAUCAGCCACAACAUUAAAACCAUCUGCCUAAUAUUGUGUAGGUCUGCCUUGUACCGCCAAAACAUCGCCAGCCUUCAUCUCAGAAUAACAUGCUGAGAUUAUAUUCUUCUCACCACAAUUUUACAGAGUGGUUAUCUGAGUUAUCGUAGACUUUGUCAGUUCUAACUAGUCUGGCCAUUCUCUGUUGACCUCUCAUCAACAAGGUGUUUCCAUCUGCAGAACUGCCACUCACUGAUGUUUUUUGUUUUUGGCAUCCUUCGGAGUAAAUUCUAGAGACUGUUGUGUGUGAAAAUCCAAGGAGAUCAACAGUUACAGAAAUACUCAAACAAGCCCAUCUGGCACCAACAAUCAUCCAUGCAAUUAUAUAAUCAGCCAAUCAUGUGGCAGCAGUGCAGUGCAUAAAAUCAUGCAGAAAUGGGUCAGGAGCUUCAGUUAAUGUUCACAUCAACCAUCAGAAUGGGGGAAAAAUUUGAUUUCAGUGAUUUGGAGCAUGGCAUGAUUGGUGCCAAAAACUAAAAAUAUCCAGUUAGCGGCAGUUCUGUGGAGGGAAAUUCCUUGUUGAUGAGGAGUUCAACAGAGAAUGGCCAGACUAGU
Molecule: messenger RNA, 6108 nt
Organism: Xyrauchen texanus (razorback sucker)
Lineage: Eukaryota; Metazoa; Chordata; Actinopteri; Cypriniformes; Catostomidae
Product: ephrin-B3-like
Exons: 6
Coding region: 779-1795 (338 amino acids)
Biological process (GO): axon guidance; ephrin receptor signaling pathway
Cellular component (GO): plasma membrane
Molecular function (GO): ephrin receptor binding
Source: RefSeq, a predicted model, not a curated record